CACCGCCUCUCAUUGGUCACGCCCCCCGCCCACCCCACUUGGCCACGCCCCUGCGGCGGCGCCCCUGCGGCAGCGAGGGGGGCGUGGCGUCGGCACGUCACGCGGCGGUGGCGGUGGGCGCGCGCCCCCCCCCCCUCCAUUUCCCCCCCCCCUUCACCCGUCAGCAGCCAUGUCGGGGGCGGGGCCUCGCCGAGGGGCCGGGGCCGAGCCGUCGGAGAGCAGCCCGGAGCCGCCCUCCCCGUCCAGCUCCCGCCCGCCCCGCUCCGACUCCAGCCCCAGCCCCAGCCCCAGCGAGCCGACCACGCCCCCUCCCGCGGGACACGCCCCCUCCCGCCAGCGGGGUGGGGCUUCCUCCCGCCACGCCCCCUCGGAGGCGGGGCUCCCAUGUGACAGGCACCUUGCGCUCUUCGAGGAGGAGCUGGCCACCCGCCCCCGUGUCCCUGCCAUGCUGCGCCGCAUCGCCCAAUACAGCGCCCUCAGCCCGGACAGUGACACGCCGCGGCGGGUGCUGGGGACACUGUUGGGGGUGGCGGUGCCGGCGCUGCAGACGCUGCUGGGGCUGGUGCUGGUGCUGCGGCUGCCCUGGGUGGUCGGCACUGGAGGGGUGCUGCAGGCCUGCUCCAUCGGCCUCCUCCUCAGUACCUGCGUGAGUGGGGCUGUGCUGACCGCCGUGUCGUUGAGCGCCAUCGCCACCAACGGCCUUGACCCCGGGGGCUGUUCCCUGGGGCUGCUGUCGGGGGCGCUGGGCCCCGAGGCGGGAGGGGCCGUGGGGCUCUGUGCCUUCCUCAGCGCCGCCUUCACCGCUGCCGCCGCCGCCCUGGGCACCGCCGAGAUCCUGCUGGCGUACGUGGUGCCGGGGGCCGCCGUCCUACCGGGCCGCGGCCGCAGUCGGCGCUUGAACAAUGGGCGUGGAUACGGGGCGGUGCUGCUGGCACUGCUGGGGCUGGGGGCUGCUGCCGGCCCGGCCACCACCGCCACCACCGCUGCUGCCACGCUGGGUCCUGCCGGGCUGGUGCUGGUGCUGCUGGGGCUGCAGGCAGGGGCCCUGCGCGCUGCCAUCAUGGGGGGCCCCCUGCACCCGCUCUGCUUGCCUGCCCAGCCUGGUGGCUGCCUCCAGCCCUGCCCCACAGCUCUGCCCCACAGCAUGGGCAACAAUGGUACCCAAGGAGCCACACGGGUGGCAUUCCCGGGGCCCAGCACCCAUCUGCUGGCACAGAACCUGUGGCCCCAUCCCCCCGAGGUGCGGGGGAGAGCAGCAGAGGGGGAGGAGGAGGAGGAGGGGGAUGAUGAUGACUCCUCGUUUGGGGUGCUGCUGGGGCUCAGCCUGCCCAUCACCUCGGGAGUGCUGUGGGGCUGCAGCCGCUGUGGGGAGCUGCGUGACAUCGCCGGCUCCAUCCCAGCUGGGAGCCUGGGGGCUGCCCUGGCCACCACCUUGGGCUACCUGAGCGCGGCGCUGCUGCUGGGGGCCUCCGUCGAGGGGCAGCUGCUGCGGGACAAGUUUGGCGCAUCGCUGCGGGGGACACCAGUGGCUGGGGUGGCCUCGUGGCCAUCACCGUGGGUGCCACUGACUGGGGCCUUGCUGUCGGCGGUGGGGGCCGGGCUGCAGGCGCUGCUGGGGGGCAGCCGGUUGCUGCGGGGCCUGGCCCGUACCCGCGCCCUCCCACUGCCACAUGCGCUGGGUCGUGGAUGGCUCUGGCCACUGGCAGCAACAGUGACCGUGGCUGAACUCGGUGUCCUCUUGGGUUCCCUCGACCUCUUGUCACCCGUCCUCUCCGUCUUCUGGCUCACGUCCUACCUGGGGUUGAACCUGGCCUGUGCCCUUCAAGGGUUGUUGCCCACCCCAGGAUGGAGCCCCCGCUGUCGCCUCUACCACUGGGCAGCGUCGAUGGCAGGCGCGGGGCUGUGCCUUGCACUGAUGCUUGUUGCCUGCUGGUACUGUGGGCUGCUCGCCCUCGGCAUCGGUGCCACUGCCUACAAGUACCUGGAGUACCGGGGGGCACAGAGCGAGUGGGGCGAGGGGCUGCGGGGUCUGUCACUCAGCGCCGCACGAUUUGCCCUCCUGCGCUUGGAGGAUGGGCGGCCACCUGCCGCAAGCUGGAGGCCACAGCUGCUGGUGCUGCUGAAGUUGGAUGAGGAGCUGCGGGCGACGCAGCCGCAGGUGCUGGCACUGGCGGCGCAGCUCCAGGCCGGGAAGGGGCUCACAGUUGUCGGCACCGUCAUCCCCGGGGAGCUGCCUUGUGAUCAGCCCCGUGCCCGUGCUGCUGAGCAGGCGCUGCGGGAGGGGCUGGCAGGGGCCGGGGCCCGCGGCUUUGUGCAGGUGCUGGUGUCACCGGGGCGGGGGCCAGGGCUGGCAGCGCUGGUGCAGGGCUGCGGCCUGGGGGCAUUGCGCCCCAACGCAGUGCUCAUGGGUUGGCCCCACGGCUGGCGCCGGCGCCACGACCCUGCUGCCGCACGGAGAUUCGUCGAGCUGCUGCGGGUGGCAGGGGCCGGGGCCCGGGCGCUGCUGGUGGCCAAGGGGCCACUGGGGACCGGGGCACCAGGGGGCACCUUGGACAUCUGGUGGGUGGUGGGCGAUGGGCGUCUGCUCACCCUCCUGCCCCUCCUGCUGCGGCAGCACCCGGCCUGGCGCGGGUGCUGCGUGCGGCUGUUCACGGUGGCGCUGCUGGAGGACAACAGUGUGCGGCUGCGGCGGCUGCUGGAGGCCGUGGCCCGGCGCCGGGGGCUGCCCGCACAGACCCACGUUGUGGAGCUGCAUGACAGCGACGUCUCUGCCUACACAUAUGAGCGGACACUGAUGAUGGAGCAGCGCUCGCAGAUGCUGCGCCAGAUGCGGCAGGCACAGGCCCCCAGCACAGCCGGGGAGGAAGAGGAGGAGGAGGAAGAAGGAGGACUGCCCCGGCGAGGACCCAGCCCGGGGAACGUGCGGCGCAUGCAUGCGGCCGAGCGGCUGAACGAGGUGCUGGGGCAGCACUCGGGGGGGGCCCGUCUGGUGCUGCUGGACCUGCCCCCCCCACCCCCCCGCGGGCCCCGGCCCCUCGACAACUACCUAGAGUUCCUGGAGGUGCUGACAGAGGGGCUGGGGCCAGUGCUGCUGGUGCGGGGGGGAGACAGCGAAAGCCCUGGGCCCUGAGCACGCCAGUACAGACCAGUGCUCCCAGUACGCACCCCAGCGCUCCCAGUAUGAUUCCAGCCUGAGCCACAGUUCUUCAAGCAUGAUCCCAGUAUGGUCCCUGCACUUCCCGGUAUGGACCCAGCAGCCAGCCAAGUCAGAUCUCAUUAUAGACCAGUACUCCAGUAUGGACACCAGUGCUCCCAGUAUGGACUCUAAGGCUCCCAGUAAAAUGACAGCCUGAGCUAAAGUAGGAUCCCAGUAUGGACCCCAGUGGUCCCAGUAGAGCACCAGAGCUCCCAGUACAAUGCCAGCCUCAGCUAUAAUUGAAGUGGGAUCCCAGUAUGGUCCAUAGUGCUCCCAGUAGAAUGCCUGCCUGAACUGCUGAUCUCCAAGUCAGAUCCCAGUAUGGAUCCCAUUGCUCCAGUCAAGCACCAGUGCUCCCAAUAUGGACCACAGCACUCCCAAUAUGAUGCCAGCUUGAGGUGCAGUUAAAGUUGGAACCUGGUAUGGACCCCAAGGCUCCCAGUUGAGCACCACUGCUCCCAGUCCAGAUCCAGGCCAUUGCCAGCCCCGUUGAUGCUAUUUGAUGAUUUGACAUUGGACGCUCCAUUCCCAGUUCUAUCAAUCAGCCACUGGUCCCAGUUCACUCCUGUCCCACAGCCUCACCGGGACAUCGCUCCCAUUGGGAAGGGACCAGACACAUCCAGCACCGGCACCGGCCCCCAAGCGCCCCGAGGGUGACAGCGGCGGCCCCGGCGCAGGGGGGACCCUCACGUCAGAGCCAUCGACUGCUCAGGCGAGUGCCCCAAGGCGGGGGGCGCCCCAUGGCCGUCGCGCAACCACCGCCCCGUUCUGUAGGCGAGCACAACGAGUGGGACGACUGAGGCAACCCCCCCCCCCGCCGCUCCAAGCUGGACCCUUCGAAGGGCUGCGCUCCCCGCAUCCACUGCUCCACACACGCAAUAAAGGCCGCGCUAAUUAUCGCUU
Messenger RNA from Strigops habroptila (Kakapo), 4099 nucleotides. Its product is annotated as solute carrier family 12 member 6-like. Gene Ontology annotation, molecular function: potassium:chloride symporter activity. The record is from RefSeq and is a predicted model, not a curated record. Lineage: Eukaryota; Metazoa; Chordata; Aves; Psittaciformes; Psittacidae. Gene Ontology annotation, cellular component: membrane. The transcript has 25 exons. Bases 170 to 3130 code for a protein of 986 amino acids. Gene Ontology annotation, biological process: chloride ion homeostasis; chloride transmembrane transport; cell volume homeostasis.